Fusarium sp. VM40 is the source of this 471-nucleotide messenger RNA. The record is from the annotation of a GenBank genome assembly. Lineage: Eukaryota; Fungi; Ascomycota; Sordariomycetes; Hypocreales; Nectriaceae.
AUGAGUCAAGCCGAGGAGCAACAGGCCAUCAAUGUGCCACAGACCACUUCUUCCACGCAGGCACCUGAAACAGCAAACUCCUCAGUUGAGGAUGCCAAAUAUCUCUUGGUGGACGACAACAAAGUCAACAUCAGAUUAAUGACCAACACCUUCAACAAGCUAGGCCUCAAGUACCAGAUCGCAUGGAAUGGACAGGAAGCGCUCGACAUGUACAAGGCGCACCCCGAGCGAUGCAAGAUGAUCCUUAUGGACACAUCCAUGCCUGUUAUGGAUGGUCUUCAUGCGACACCUCUGAUCAGAAGCUAUGAAAUCGAGAAUGGGCUCCAGCCUGCUGUCAUUGUAGCCCUUGUCGCGUCGGACAUGGAAAGUGAGAAGCAGAGAUUGGUGGAGAAGUUUGGAAUGAGUACAACUUUGAGGAAACCUUUCAAGACGGAGGCGCUGAAAGAGGUGCUUGAUAAUUGGCCUGUAUGA